This is a messenger RNA of Brachypodium distachyon (stiff brome), 740 nucleotides long. Its product is annotated as vacuolar protein sorting-associated protein 55 homolog. Gene Ontology annotation, biological process: late endosome to vacuole transport via multivesicular body sorting pathway. Gene Ontology annotation, cellular component: endosome. Lineage: Eukaryota; Viridiplantae; Streptophyta; Magnoliopsida; Poales; Poaceae. The coding region runs from base 176 to 598 and encodes 140 amino acids. The transcript has 5 exons. The record is from RefSeq and is a predicted model, not a curated record.
GCUCCAGAAUCCACCAGCUCUCUUCUUCUUCUUCUCCGCGGGGCCACUGCGCCGGAGACCCCUCGUCCCCUCCGCGGCGCUCCUCAUCAUCGCGCGGCGGUGGCGGCGGCCGCGGGUGCUGUUUUCUUCUGCACGCACUUCCCGAAAUUGUAUCUGAAGAACAACAAAGAGAACUAUGGCGUUAUCUCGUAGCAUGAGAACAUGUUUGCACAGUGGAAGACUUGCUGCCCUUGCAAUAUUGGUGUCUGGUGGAAUUGUAUUGCAGAUUUUGGCCUGUGCUCUAUACAACAACUGGUGGCCAAUGUUAACAGUUCUGAUGUACCUUAUACUGCCAAUGCCACUCAUAUUUUUCCUGGGCUCCGAUUCUCCGUCAAUCAUGUCUAAUGAGGGAGAUGGGUGGGUGAACUUCACAAAGUUCCUGACGGGCGCGUCGGUGGUGGGGAGCAUCGCCAUCCCGUCGAUCCUGAAGCACGCUGGCGUCAUCGGGUGGGGCGCGCUGACGAUGGAGCUCUCCUCCUUCGCCGUCUUCGGGCUGGCCAUCCUCUGGUUCAUCCAGAUGAACGGCGAGGACGACGGGUACAGUAGCGUCGCGUUCUGAUCCUGGGCAAACCAUUCGUCUCUUCUCGUGAGCUCUCCUGCAGUGAUACUUGUGAAUAGCCACAGUACGAUUGGAUGGAGCAUUGCUCGAUCAGUAGAAUGUAAAUACUCUCUGCUGCUAGUGCGUUUUUUCUUCUGUUCCU